AUGCGUUACAUAGUGUUUUUCUCUGCUGUUACUGUCUCCAUGACUUUUAAUUUUGUCGGGCUCAUUGCCAGUCUGUUUACUGCAGUCGUCAGUUGUAAGACCUGGAUGAAAAACCAUAGACUCUCCAGUUUCGACAGUCUCCUGUUUAGCUUGGGCAUCAACCGGUUUCUGUUGCUGGGAUUGUUACUUCUAUAUUUGAUAUACACGUUUGUUUCUGCAAAUGUUGAAAAGUCAGAACAUGUAUCCACCUUUUUCAUGUUCUGUUGGAUGUUUUUGGACUCUAAUAGCCUCUGGUUUGUAACUUUGCUCAACGCCUUGUACUGUGUGAAGAUCACUAACUUCCAACACUCACUGUUUCUACUGUUGAAACGAAAUCUCUCCGCAAAGGUCCCCCAGCUGCUGCUGGCCUGUGUGCUGAUUUCUGCCGUUACCACGCUCCUGUAUCUUGUGUUUUUACAGACAUCACCCCAUCCUGAAUUUCUGGCUGGGAGAAAUGGCACAGAGUUUCACAUCAGUGUGGACACUGUGUCUUUCGCAACGUUUUUGGUAUUGAGUUCUUUCCUGCAGCUCAUCAUCAAUGUGAUGUCUGCUUCCCUGUUAAUCAGUUCCUUGCGGAGACAUGUACAGACGCUGCAGAGAAGCACCACUGCUUUUUGGAAUCCCCAGACUGCAGCUCAUGUGGGUGCUAUGAAGCUGAUGAUCUAUUUCCUGGUGCUCUACAUCCCCUAUUCCGUUGCUACCAUGUUCAUUUUCCUGCCUUGUGUAGGGAUGAGCCUGGAGGCUGGAAUUAUUGAUAUGAUCAUUUUUGCUCUUUACCACCCAGGACAUUCUGUUCUCAUUAUUCUCACACAUCCUAAACUGAAAACAAAAGGAAAGAAGUUUCUUUGUUUCAACAAAUAG
Molecule: messenger RNA, 900 nt
Organism: Talpa occidentalis (Iberian mole)
Lineage: Eukaryota; Metazoa; Chordata; Mammalia; Eulipotyphla; Talpidae
Product: taste receptor type 2 member 4-like
Exons: 1
Coding region: 1-900 (299 amino acids)
Biological process (GO): detection of chemical stimulus involved in sensory perception of bitter taste; sensory perception of taste; G protein-coupled receptor signaling pathway
Cellular component (GO): membrane
Molecular function (GO): G protein-coupled receptor activity; bitter taste receptor activity
Source: RefSeq, a predicted model, not a curated record